AACCAUAGAAAAGUUACACUGAAAAAUCUACACUAGGUAACACUGGCCAAUUUGCUGUGCAGUAUGCUGUUGAUCAACUGGCCAGAGAAGCAGAGAAUUCCACUGUUCUAAAGAAGUGUGUGACCUAUUUACAUUUAAUUUACUCAGAGUCAUGUCUGGCUUGCCUCCUGGUGCUCCAGCAGCUGUUACAGUAUAUACACCCCAACAGGCCAACAUCACACAUUAAUAGCUUAAAAAAUAAUACCGUCCAGUGAAUAUGUAUGCAGUGACAUCACAGUGAUGUGAAGAGAGAUUGGUUGUCACUCCACUCAGGUGUAUUUCUAGCCACUGAGUGUUGGUGAUGCUGUAGAAGUGGUCUGGGCCUUGGGGCGUGCUUUAUCCAGCCUGGAUUGAGACAGGAAGCUUUUUGCGUGUGUGUAAUCCCAUUAAGACCAGCCCUCAUCCCCUGGUGUGUUUGCUCUACUGUAGGCGGCCUUCUAGCGUCUCAACUGAUAAAAGAAAAGGCGGCCAUUCAUGUUGUUGGACUACUGUUGCAGGUGUUGUGGGUAUUGUGGGUCUACUCUGAAGCGCUAUGGCCCAACAUCAGUCAAGAUCAAGACCAACGUCAGUGAAACAUGGAUUGUUCUCCAGAACUUGCUGAUGUGCAUAAUAUCCUUCUAUGCUGUUUACUACAUAGUGGUCAGUCUCUGCAUUGGUAUUCUCAGGGUACAUGAGGUUGACAGCCUUUUAGCGCCCUUUGACUACACAACACAGCCAUCAUGGCAAAGUCCAAAAUACCUAGUGACAGUGAUCUCCAUGGAGCUGACCUAUCUUUUGGGAGGCCUGAUAUUUGCGUGGAUUGUCGAGGAGUGGGUGUGGGACUACGCCAUCACAGUCACACUAAUCCACAUCGGUCUGACGGUAGCAGUUAUGUCUGAUUUCCCGUCAACAGAACAUUAUUGGAUUGCCCUUGGUUCUGGAUUGGUGAUGAUGAUUUUCGGAGGCCAACUUGUAGCAUAUAAGCUCUUCAGGAAUAAUUUUGUGUAUCCGGAUGAGCUCCAACAUUUCUAAGAAAAAGAUUUCGCUUUUCUUCUACAAAAUGAUGCAGGGUCAAAUAUUUUUUUAUAUUCAUUUUUUUUGUACUACACAACUUUGGUACUCUGUAAAUCCACACAUUAUAUUGUUUGGAAGGAAUAGUUGAGAAUAUGGGGCAGCAGGGUAGCCUAGUGGUUAGAGCAUUGGACUAGUAACCGAAAGGUUGCAAGUUCAAAUCCCUGAUCUGACAAAUCUGUCGUUCUGCCCCUAAACAGACAGUUAACCCACUGUUCCUAGGCCGUCAUUGAAAAUAAAAAUGUGUUCUUAACUUGCCUACUUAAAUAAAGGUAAAAAAAUAUAUCUUGCCAACAAUGUUCUUGUUUUUGUGUAUCUUGUUCAUAUUCAUAUCCAUGCCAUUGGAAAUAAUAAGGAAUGACUCUUUUUAGAGAUGGAAUAAUGUAACAAAGUGUUAUUACUGUGUUAUUACUGUAACAAAGUGUUAUUACUGUAACAAAGUGAUAUUACUGUGUUAUUACUGUAACAAAGUGUUAUUACUGUGUUUUACUGUAACAAAGUGAUAUUACUGUGUUAUUACUGUAACAAAGUGUUAUUACUGUGUUAUUACUGUAACAAAGUGUUAUUACUGUGUUAUUACUGUAACAAACCGUUAAUACUGUAACAAACUGUUAUUACUGUAUUAUUUCUCUAACAAUGUGGUAUUACUUAUAUCAAAGUGUUAUUACUGUUAUUACUGUAACAAAGCGUUAUUACUGUGCUAUUACUGUAACAAAGUGUUAUUACAUUGACAUUUUAGUAAUUUAGCAGACACUCUUAUCCAGAGCAACUUACAGGAGCAAUUAGGGUUAAAACAAAGUGGUAUUAGUGUCUUAUAACACAUGACCUAAUUAAAACACUAAGGAACCUUAGGGAUUUCACAGUGGUGAUUGUUAUUAAGCCUGAGCAUCUGUUGUCUGUUAAAGCCCUUGGGAUUAAGAAUGCUUAGAAUUACUGAGGCAGUAGCGAGCAGUCAGUCAGUCGCUCCUCCUUACUAUUUUGAAUGGUGUCAUUUCAGUACUGAAGAGCACAUCCACCUCUUGAACAGGUCAGUCUGUUGAUCAUUACAGUCUGCAAUACUGACCCUAGUCACAGUUGUAAUCCCAGUGACCCCAUAUUUACACAGACACACCCCAGACAGUGAAGUAAAUCAAAGACUCAACUAAAAUAAUU
This is a messenger RNA of Oncorhynchus nerka (sockeye salmon), 2241 nucleotides long. It is a transcript of the gene tmem244, whose product is annotated as transmembrane protein 244. The transcript has 6 exons. The record is from RefSeq and is a predicted model, not a curated record. The coding region runs from base 514 to 1050 and encodes 178 amino acids. Lineage: Eukaryota; Metazoa; Chordata; Actinopteri; Salmoniformes; Salmonidae.